This is a messenger RNA of Pecten maximus, 3551 nucleotides long. RefSeq lists its product as uncharacterized. Gene Ontology annotation, molecular function: kinase activator activity; transcription coactivator activity; protein kinase B binding. Lineage: Eukaryota; Metazoa; Mollusca; Bivalvia; Pectinida; Pectinidae. The record is from RefSeq and is a predicted model, not a curated record. Gene Ontology annotation, biological process: adaptive immune response; apoptotic process; canonical NF-kappaB signal transduction. The coding region runs from base 88 to 981 and encodes 297 amino acids. Gene Ontology annotation, cellular component: CBM complex; cytosol. The transcript has 3 exons.
CGGAAGGAAUUGUUUGGAUUUCCUAUUAACAACGGGUCCCAGUCUUAUCAUUACCCAGCAGGAAGUAGUGGUCACUUAAACAGAGAAAUGGGGACACCUACGGAAGAGGAGGUCCUGGCAGGUAUAAAACGUCUGAUUCUUGAAGAGAAAAGAGACAUAUUAUGUAAAUACAUGAAUCCGGAACGAUACUUUGAUUAUUUGAGAUCAAAGUUUGUUAUCAAUGAAGAAGAUAAGGAGGAGAUUGAAUAUGAAAGAACAAGGAGAAAACGGGCGAGUGUGAUGAUUGACAUUUUGUUGAGGAAAGGGGGAAAUGCUUACGAUGUGUUUGUUAUGGCCAUUCAGGCUGAUAGAACACAAACUGACCUGGUCAAGAUUCUUCAUACAGAAUACGAGAAACGCAAAAAUAACUAUUUUGCUUUGGUUAAAGGAAAAUCCCCGACACAAAUAAAUAUCAACUCACGCGCAUUGUCGAAACCAUUACCACCUCCUCCAACUACAGACUCAAGUUCCCCCCAGAACAACCAGAGACAGGGUGGCCAUGUUCCUCCGCCGGCAAUUACAGCCUUGCUCAAUGUUCCUACAGUGGGUCCUCCUUCAAGCGUUUGCCAUGACAGAAUAUCACCAGAAAACAAGCCUACAGUCAGACCGCCUGUUAGAACAGAAACCCGUAUUCCGUCAGUUGUGCCCGAAAUAGCAAACGAAGAAACAGCUUCACCGAUCGCGACUCACCGAACUACGAUUAGCUUAAACCAUUCCGACGCCCACACAGAGACGGAGUCAAUGAAGGAACGAAAGGAGCAGACAAACCGCAACAAACUUCAUAACUUCACUUCCCGCUCUGCAGAUAACGCCGAAUUCGACCCAAAUGAGGAAACUGUCAAGAAAGAGUUUUUGCGUGAAGGAGAGGAAAACACAGAGUCGGUUAAUACGGAAAGUCUUUUUUCCUCAGAGUCUACGAAAGUGAAAGAAUUGUUAGACUGAUGCCAUGUGUAAAAGGACAUUUGGUUACCAUACCGAAAAAUACUGUGACCAAGUCAGCAUUGAACAGUUAACUAAAUUAACUACACAUUUAUGGUUCGCUCACAGGCGUUUGUAUCUGGUUAGAUUUAUUAGAAAAAUACCAGCCCCUAUGCCCCUACUAUAUCAACAAGGAGAUAGAUCGGAGAUAGAUUGAAGAUCAGACGUUGAAUCGACUGUGGAACGGAAGCAGACUAUCUAUCUUAAAACGGACAGUCUGAUUGGUCGACAAUUAAAAUUAGUAUCGUUUAAAGUUAUCGACCAAUCAAAUUGUUCAUUGCAAAACCACUUCAAAAUAUAUAGCAUCGAUCGGCUAUCACGACUGCGUUUGGCCCAUUUUCUUAUCUUUAAACUAUUGUCACACGACAGUAGCAAUUACUGAUAUUUAAAAAAUCUAAACCAAAGUACAUUACUGAAGUUUGUGUACAUUUGAUAUGUUAGUUGGUAUGAACUUAAAUUCAAAGUGAAUCGAAGCUCACAUCCCAUUUCCGACUUUUCAAGUUUUACACGAUGUAGGAGUAGGGGCUAAUAUUGUAUUUCUAUAAAUACUUACCAGGUGUAGACGCCCGUGGUUCGUUGUAAAGGAGCAUUGAGCAAGGAACAUUGCUGGUCUCCUAUAGUUACACCUGUAGGUUGUUUUUUAUAUUUCUUUUAUUUUUUUAAACAUUUUGCAUGAUAAACAUCAAACAGGUUACAUUUCACAAGUACAAUUAUAUAAUUACUCGCUCACAAAUUUUCUUCAUUUUCUCAUUUGAACAGUUUAACUGAUCACACUAAUACUUAUGUUAGAUCCAACCCACCUUACAUUCACACUCGCAUACAACAUGAAGACAUAUAGAAUCGGACAAAACACAAAGAAACAGCAGAACAAAAACAUAACACAUAUAAGAGAUCUAUAGUAAAGAAAGAGACAGAAAAGAGGGGCGGGGGGGUUGAUGGUGAUGGAAAAGAUAGGGAAGAGAGGGGGAUAUUAGGGUGAGAGGUGGUCUGACUUUCGGUUUAUAUAUAAAUAAUAUUAAAUUUAACGUUUUUGUUCAACAAGUUUUAACCAUUUUUUCCAUUCAUUAUUUAAAACAUUGAGGCACUGUUCACCUUUUCCCUGAGCAAUGUACUUUUGGACUUUGUAAUAAUCUUUUAUCAAAUUUACCAAUGCCAUAACAUUUAAUGAUUUAUGAGCGCACCUGGUUUGGUACAGAUAUUGUUUAAAAAUUAAAAUAAUUUCAUUAUCAACUUUAUUAUAAAUGCCUAUAUGUUCAAAUAAUCCAAAAAUCAUAGCUUGUUUAUUAAUUGCAAAAGGAAUAGUAGUGAUCUCUAAAAGUGAUUCAAAAUUGAACAAAAAUUGUUGAACUUCAUUACAUUCCCAUAAAAUAUGGGUGAUUGUCUCCCUUUCACCAUUACAGAAUGUACAGUUAGGAUUAUUUGUUAGGCCAAUCUUGUAAAUAAAAGCAUUAGUGGUUAAUAUGUGAUGAUUUAUUCUAAACUGUAGCUAUUGCAGUUUUGUAUUUUUUGUUAUUCUAAAUGGGAGAGAGUAUAUCUUUUUCCAUGCAUCAUUAUUAAAAUCAAAUAUAUUUCCCCACUUAUUUUGAGCUAAAACAAUGUUUUCUUGUUUUAUAAGUAGUUUGUAAAAAUCUUGAGACCCCUUUUUCUGUUUAAAAAUAAUUUCUAAAUCUAAAGGGAUGAUCGGGUAUUGUGGGGUUCUAUUUAGGAUAGGAUAGUUAUUAAGGAACUCUUUUAUGCUUCUAAUUACUCCAUGAUAUUGUAAAUAGUUAGCUAUGUUCCCAUAUAUAUUGCAAAAUUCUUCAAAUGAAAAGAAAGAACCAUCACUUUUAUCCUUAAUUAGAUCAUUAAUUAUUAUUAUUCCUUUCUUAAACCAGCUUGGAAAAAGAUUACUUUUUUACCCACAAUUAUAUUUUUAUUAUACCAUAACGGUGAUUUAAGAAUAGAAUAACCAUCUUUCUUAUAUAUUUCUUCUCUUACUCUAAGAUUAUUCCAGGCUUUAAAAACAUCCACCCAAAAAACAUUUUUACAACAAGUCAAUAUUUUGUCAAGAUAUUUCCUUCCAGAAACAGCCAAAAGGUUAAGGUUUAUUCGGGUCUUAAGAAUUUCUAACCAUUUCCCUUUUGAAUUGAAAAUCCUUCCUAUCCAUCCUAUCUUUAAAGACUCAAUAAAAGCUAUCAAAUUAACCAUUUUAAGGCCACCAUCACUAUAAUUUUGAAUAAUUACAUCCCUCUUUACUUUAUCUGUUUUACUGUUCCAUAGAAAAUACCUGUAGGUUAAAUGGUGAAAAUUGAGUUGAUAUCUUUUGGAUGUUAAUGUUUGGUGUUUGUGAUAAGCGUACAGGUCAGUUCAUCAUAGCGAUUGUUAUGACAUAUUCUGUGGUGAAUACGUUAUAUUUUCAAUUCUGUUUCGUGCAGUUGUUCGAAGGUAAAACGUAAAGUGCAGUCGGCAUAUCGAGAUUAUUGUAAUUAUUUUUAUUUCUGCCAUGACAAUCACGCAUGAUUUUUAGAACGAUUAAAUAAGCUAUGUAUGUGUUA